AUGGCAGGAAAGACUCAUGACUUCGAGUCGCUGUAUCGCAAGACAGCUUUGACCGAAGCUCGCCAAAUUUGGUGGGCGGUAUCGACGGUGAUGACUCGUCAAAACAGCGUGCCAGGGGAAGAUGGAAGACCGAGCCUGGCCCUCAUCCCUUUCUAUGACAUGGCCAAUCACGCCAAUGGACCGUUUUCUUCGGGCUGGAACGCGGAGAAGCGUUGGUGCGAGUGCCUGUGUCCCCGAGACGUGAAGGCCGGGGAACAAGUGUUCAUCUUCUACGGGGUCCGAAGCAACGGGGAAUUCCUCGUCCACAACGGUUUCGUGUACCCGGAGAACGAGGAAGACGUAGUGGCGUUGAGACUGGGACUGGGACGCUCGGGCUCGGACCCGGGCGUGGAGAGGAAAUUACGUAUCCUCUCACGUCUCGGCAUGGCUUCGCCGCACACCUUCUCGCUCUCUCCCCGUCGCCACCCGUUCGAGUCCGGGGAUCUCCUCGCGUUCUUGCGCCUCUUCCACCUCACUCCCGUGGAGGUGAGUAAGUUUGAGGGGAAUGAGGAGAAACUGAGGGAACCUGGAAUGUUCUCACAAGAACUGGAUUCCAAAUGCAAGGAGUUCCUGCAAAACCGAAUCAGCCUUCUCCUUCGUGCUUAUCCCAGGUCACUUCAGGAAGAUGAGGGACUCUUGAGCUCAGGGGAUUCUUUGAGUCAUCGAGGGAGACUGGCAGUGAGUCUAACCAUGACUGAAAAGAAGAUCUUUAAUUGCCUUCUCCAGCAUCUCAAUGACUCUUGAAGUGCCUUGAAUAUGUCCAAUUGUUAAUGUUCUUUGCUACUCAUUGAAGAACUUUUAUAUUUAUAUCCAACAUCCUGUGCCUCUGAGCUCAUAUUUAUAUGAUUCAUUAUUUGAGAAAUCUCAUGGUAUUCUGGAUGUGUUACUGUCUCUGUUGAGGGCACUCUUACUUGUGAAGCUUUGUUUAUAUGCAUAUUUUAGGCUUUGCCUUUUAGCUGGGUAGAAGACAUUGGGAUAUCAGAGGCAUCUUUGACUCAGCAACAUGUCAAGAAUGCUCAAGAGGGUGCCAUUCCAUUUUUAAGUAAUUGAAUUGGUCCCUCUCAAAGGGCCCUAUCUGUGCUGCUUGAGACAGCAUGAUUGUGUACAUGAUUAUGCUUGUCUGCAUGCUCUCUGCAUACUCCUACCUCUACUGACAAACUUAGGUGCAAAUGGAAUUUCAGUAUUGUUACAUUAUUGUCCCUUGUGUUGGAACUAAUUGAUUGCCAUUAACAGAAGUCCAUUCAAAGUUUUCCUUGCCUCAUUUGCUGUUUUCAUCCUAUAAUCUAGUGGUUGUGCUCAUGUUUUGUGCAAUUGGUGAUGCUUUCAUAUGUGAGUGAGCUGAAAAACUAGGGAUAACAGCCAAGUAAGGUUAGUCAUUCUUAACCCUUUCACCAAUGAGUUAUACUUGGGACCAUGGCUGAGAGUGAUGAUGAAAAACAAGUAUACUUGGGAGCUGCAGUGAAAGGGUUAAACAAUGAUUUCAAUACUUGCUGAUUUAUGCUUGAAAGUGAAGUUUUUUAAUACAGAAUGUGGUAUAACUAGUCUUCUAGGACAGACAUCACUUCGUAAAAGUUGUCUACCUUUAAAAAUUGAAGACAGGGCCAAUAAUAUUCUCAUUGACGAAAAAAUAACACCAAGUGGAAGUUGAGCAAUAAAGUUUGUACCCAAACUCAAAACUAGGUGUGAUGAAAUAAAUUUCAGUUGCUGAGUUGUGAGAUGAUUCUUUGCAGGAAAAACUACAAGUUGCCCUAAUGUAAAGGGAGUGGGAGAGUUGGAUCCCCUUAAUCACCAAAAGGACACACCCAGAAUAAGUUUUUCAUUGAAAUGGGAGAACAAGAACUCCUAUUGUGUUAGGGAAAAUCAAGUGGCUUCAAGUUCAUGCAAUGAAGUACUGUGAGAAAAACUUGCCAAAUCCCUAAGGCUUGGGUGAAGAAGGUAGUUGUGAUGAUGAUGCCAGUUUCAUUCUCUUCUUCACUCAAACCACUCAAUGUAUCUGAAAGCAACUUCUUCUCAAUCAUUUGGUUGAGGUUGGUCAGUUGGGAUGAUGGAUA
Messenger RNA from Darwinula stevensoni, 2090 nucleotides. Lineage: Eukaryota; Metazoa; Arthropoda; Ostracoda; Podocopida; Darwinulidae. The record is from the annotation of a GenBank genome assembly.